This is a messenger RNA of Raphanus sativus (radish), 844 nucleotides long. RefSeq lists its product as uncharacterized. The record is from RefSeq and is a predicted model, not a curated record. The coding region runs from base 221 to 844 and encodes 207 amino acids. The transcript is spliced from 5 exons. Gene Ontology annotation, molecular function: deSUMOylase activity. Gene Ontology annotation, biological process: protein desumoylation. Lineage: Eukaryota; Viridiplantae; Streptophyta; Magnoliopsida; Brassicales; Brassicaceae. Gene Ontology annotation, cellular component: nucleus.
AUGUUUGACCUUUUCUCCUUCUCGUUUCAGCUUGUUUUCAUUUCAUGUUGGCUUGUUUGGUUUUUCUGCAUGCAGCAGACUUCCUGUUGACCCCAAAAAGCUCUCUGUUCUUAUUGAUUGGGUGCAACUCGACCCCAACUGGCGAAAGAAGGUGAAGGGUUCUUCAUGUCACUGGUACUACAUACUACUAACUCCUCAAAAAUGGCUGAUUGACACGCACAUGGAUGCUGGGAUUAAUCUCUUAAGACUCCGGUACACGAAGCACCCAGAAUGGUUUAGGUCGGACAGAAUUUGCCUGCUGGAUACUGCGUUCACUCAAAUUUGGUCAGCAAAGUACAAAGAGUUUUUGAACUCUCCUGCCAAUCCCGACGGCUCAGGUAAACUGCUCCCGUCCGGGGCCUUAUACUACUACACUGGCGAGCACCCAGCUUAUUGCAGAUCAGACAAAACAUGGGUGCUAGAGAUUGAUGAUAUAUAUGUGCCAUUGUUUAUCAACGAGGAUCAUUGGGUAGCUUGUUGGAUAUCAAUCCCGAGGAGACACAUAGUGAUUUGGGACAGUUUUGUUGGUCACACCGACGAUAAGGAAAUUGCCGAGGCUGUGAAGCCUAUUGCGCACAUGCUGCCGUACAUGCUGCAUAUGCUAUCUCGCGGUGAGGACAGGGAGUUGUACACGGUUGAUUUCACACAUGAGAGGGUCCCAGCAACCGAGACACCACAGAAUGUACAAAGUGGUGAUUGUGGAGUGUACUGUUUGAAGUACAUAGAAUGUCAUGCACUUGGCUUGGCAUUCCCGUUUCAUGACUUCUGUGAUAAGAAUGUGAAACAAAUUAGGGCGAAAAACUAG